This is a messenger RNA of Mycena indigotica, 1467 nucleotides long. RefSeq lists its product as uncharacterized. The coding region runs from base 1 to 1467 and encodes 488 amino acids. The transcript is spliced from 11 exons. The record is from RefSeq and is a predicted model, not a curated record. NCBI's taxonomy places the organism in Eukaryota, Fungi, Basidiomycota, Agaricomycetes, Agaricales, Mycenaceae.
AUGCAAGCCUUGCCGACAACUCUCCUCUUGACCUGCAUGACGCGGCAAGAGGACAACCUUGGAGGCGAAAACUUCGAGUUAAGUCUUCGCAAUGGCCCCACAGCCUAUCACACAGCGGAACCCAUUCAUUUAUUGGUUGUCGGCGGGGGCGGUGUCGGCAAAUCAAGGUUGCUGCGACACGCACUCCAGUUUGGCAUCGAGAAUAAGAUGACUUCAUAUCCCCCUGCAAGUGCUCGGAGCUGGUCGGCUAUCCCUGGCGUCAGCUCUCCGCUUCAACCUGGAGUCGUAGCGCAUGAGCUGUCGCUGUGCAUCAGGGUUCCUGUCGAUAGCAGUAGAAAAAUCGCCAUUCAUCCCGCAGAGUUGGAAUUCCUGAGGCGGCAACGAAGACCCGUUAUCGUUAUCUUCACGCAAUUUGACGGUCUGGUGUAUCGAGUAGACGAAAUGAUGAACCUAUCAGAUGCUGAGGAAUCACCCGAACAGUCAGCACUUCAACAAGUAGAAGAAUUGUUCUACAAGACGUGUCAGCAACCGCUGGCCGAUAUCAAGCCAUCCGUAUCGUUUGUUCGAACGUCAAGACUGGACCAGGACGAACUCACCAUCACAGAGGCAGAAAACCUUCAAGGCUUAUUAACGGCAACGCGUUACUUGAGCUUGGAGUACAUCGAGCGAAGAUCCGCAGAAAUACCCGGGCGAAAGCAGCAAGCAGCUGAGCGUAUUCAGAUGGCCAUCGCAAUGGCAAUGGAAGUUUAUUCUAGCGCCGUCUUGAGCUGCAUUUCGUUGAGUAGUUUGGUUACCAUCCUGGGGAAACUACACCGUGAUACGACUCGCGCUUGGGACUUCAAUGACCCGUUCGUUGUAGGUACCGAUGCUGGUUGGGACAUGAUGCUUGACCGACUCCAGAAACGGGACUCUCCAGAAAUCAUUUCCGAAGUCCAGGCUCUAUCUUCGGCACAAAGCGUCUUGCAUUGGGAUUCCGAAGCGUGCCAGACAUCAUGGCUAAGUUGGCUCGAUAGAUACCAGAUUAUCCUGGGCCUGGCGUUCGGGGCGUCGGUAACAGCAACUUUAGGCCGCGUUGCAGCGCUGCUUGCGGUCGUAUUCUGGCUCGGACAGAUUGCCAUCCGUCUCAAACGGCGCUUACCGGAGACGACACGGACCUUCCUUGAAUAUAGCAUCCACUUAAUCCUCCUUGUUGACCGGAUAUCCUACGACACGUCCACGAGCCCGGCGCGUCCACUAAGCGAGAUGGACUUCGAACGAGCUAUAAGCGAGUACAAGGAGUCUGAGGCAGCUGCGCAGGUGCAAUCCGCGGUCCAACGGUUCAUCGACGACGGGUCCACUUCUCUCUGGCGGAUGCUGCGUGGUUGGACGGGAGGGCGAGCGGAAGAACUGAUGCAAGGCCUUCUGCUGAAAUGGAGAACCGAAGCCGAUAGAGGGGCUAUGUCUACAGAUAUUCGUCACCAGUUAUAG